Molecule: messenger RNA, 3095 nt
Organism: Anopheles aquasalis
Lineage: Eukaryota; Metazoa; Arthropoda; Insecta; Diptera; Culicidae
Product: protein sister of odd and bowel
Source: RefSeq, a predicted model, not a curated record
AUGCCUCGAUGUUUGAUGGCGAAAAAGUGGAAGGCCUAUCCGUGGCCGGAUCGAGCGGAAGAACAGCCACCACCGGCCAGUGCCGGUGAAGUGGCGGCCGUUCAGCUGAUCAUCACCGGAACUGGAACGACCUCAAACACUCAAGCUACUCCUCAAGACACCUCCUGCUCCACCACGACGACGACAACAUCGCCAUCAGCAGCAGAGAGCAGCAGCAGCAGCAGCAGCAGCAGCAGUAGUAGUGGUAGUGGAAGUAGUGUACCAGCGAUAGCCCCAGAAUGUAGUCCAUCGUCAUCCGCAGCAACGUCAACGCCUUCUGCGUCCACUACGAUCACAACAGGUGCGACCGGCACCGGCAGCAGCAGCAACAGUGAAGCGGUGGAGGAAGAUGAGGAGAUUGACGUGGUUGGUGAUUCACCGGCGGCCGCGACAGCAACACCGGCCACUACCAACAAGUCCACCGGAACGGUCGCCGUGGCCACCUGUUGGGGCCCAUCAUCACCGACGGCCGGUGCGACGGCACCGAGCCCACCACCUCACUCACCGGAAGCGGCCACACGCGAGUCAACCAUCCUCUACAACGGAUAUGGUCGGGACAUUACACACCACUUUACCGCUUACCUGCCCAAAUUGGAUCCGGAUGCAUCGAGCUAUCAGCAGCAGCAGCCACAGCAACAGCAGCAACAGCAGUUCAUCUCGAUCGCUCCAGUAGGAAGUGCACCACAGACCACCUCACCAUCUCCCAGUCCAACCGGUUCCGAUCCUCAACGAUCACCGAGCCACGGAGGACCGGUCCAUGGAGGGACGAAAAAAUCACUCGCCAUGUGCUUCACCAGCACCGGUACGGCACUGUCGUUGCCACCGAAAAAGAAAGACAUCUACCGGCCCUACUCGCUGGACGAUAGGCCACCGAGACCGAACUACGAGCUGAGAAUUCCGGCCGAAGAAGAUCUGCACGCAGCGCAUGCCAUCCUCGAUCUGAGCGCUUCGACGGCUUUCCUUCCACCUCCUGCACCACACCAACUAGCGCUUGCACCGGCCACACAACCACCACCACCAUCACCGCAACCACAACCUCCGAAUCCGACGGUCAUACUGGUGCCAGCAAAAUCCCCAGCCGAUCUCGACAUCCGGCGACCGGCUUCACCGAUGCUCCUUGUACCACACCAUCAGCAGCAGCAGCAGCAGCACCACCACCAACAGCAUCAUCAAGUGCAGGCCACGCUCCCGAUGCUGUCACCUCAAACCAUUCCCAGCUCGCUCGGUUCACCGGAGCAGAACGAGAACCGGAACAGCACAAACACGCUACCGACACUGGAGUUAUCGCGAUCAUCUUCCAGCAACGAUCUGCAGCAAAUCGGUGGCAGCACCGGGGGUGGUGGUGGUGGUGGUGGUGGUGGCGGUGAAUCCGCAUCCGAUUCCGAAGGUCCGAACGGUUCCAAAACGGUCGCCUACACGUACGAGGCGUUCUUCGUGAGCGAUGGACGAUCGAAGAAGAAGAUGGCGGAUCCAAAGACGGCACUCGAGGCGAAAGCUAAGUACACGUGCACCGAGUGUGGAAAGCAGUACGCGACCUCCAGUAACCUUUCGAGGCACAAGCAGACGCACCGUAGUCUCGACUCGCAGUCGGCCAAAAAGUGUCACACCUGUGGUAAAGCGUACGUCUCGAUGCCGGCCCUGGCGAUGCAUGUCCUGACGCACAAGUUGUCGCAUAGCUGUGGGGUUUGCGGGAAGCUCUUCUCCCGGCCUUGGCUCCUACAAGGCCACCUGCGGUCACACACUGGCGAGAAACCGUACGGUUGUGCGCACUGUGGGAAAGCGUUCGCUGAUCGAUCGAACCUGCGGGCGCACAUGCAGACGCACUCGAUCGACAAGAACUACCAGUGCGGACGGUGCCACAAAACGUUCGCGCUGAAGUCGUACCUCAACAAACAUCUGGAGUCGGCCUGCUUCAAGGAGGACGGUGCACCGAUGUCCCCCCUUUCGCCCAGCUCGAUCGACAGCUCGUCGAUGGAUGGGGAGCUGCGGAUGAGCGACCGGCGUCACCACAUGUCGCUCAAGCGCGAAAGCAAUGUUGACAUCGAGGGAGACGAUUCGAGUGAGGGGCCCAUGUCGCCGGUUCCUCAUCUCGCGGUCGGUGGUGGUGGUGGUGGUGGCGCGACGGUGACGACGGGAGGCAACCUCUUUGUGAUGAAGAACCUGGCCAACAGUUUAGGUGCAGCAGCAGCAGCGGCUGCGGUCCUAGGACCGGCCGCCAUCUUGACAGCCGCCAACAGUCAUCACGCUAGUCAUCUGCCGCCGCAAUCGCAGCAACCACAGCACCUUCAGCACCUUCAGCAGCACCAGCAGCAACAUCACCAUCACCAGCAGCAACAGCUAGUCCAGCCGCAGCCUCCUCAGCACCAUCCCGUGCAGAUAAACGUCAACUUUGCCGGGUAACCGUUGGUGAUCAGUACGGGCGCGGCCGUUGGCGGCGGUCCGAAACGGAGCACCACCACCACCAUGAUCGCGGCCCGAUCAAUUCGCAUUAUUUUAAACUGAAGCCGUGUUUGUAAGUAGCUCCUUUCUGCACAUACAUUCUAAUGCUCGUUUUCGUCUGACCUACAUUCACAUGGAUUCAAUGCCAAUUGCUGCAAUGCUGGCGUUUGCUCGGCGCUACAACAUCAACAAAAAACACUCCUUUUGAAUGCAUUGCAAAAAAAAAAGACACACUCAGAGCAAACAGAUAGACAGGAUACACGAUACACCCCCAGCCAGACACACUAGAUGGCGCGGCGCGUCAGCAUCUGUAAUCAUCGCCCAUUUCCUCGUGCGUGCGUAGUAACGUUUUAGCUCCCUAACUCUCUAAGCUCUUGGAAGAAAAAAAAAACAUGGAAAGGAAAGAAAGGAAAAAUGGUUAAGAAAUGGCUAAAAGAAAGUUAAAGUAGCUGGUGGCAGAAGCAGAGAAGAAGGGCGAGUGGUAGAUUCGAAUACCUAAUGAAAACCUUUAUAUACACAAAGUAUAUAUAUACAUAUAUUAUAUUUACACCCAUAUACAUCUUGAAAGCAAAAGAAAGAAAGAAAGAAAGAAAGAAAGAAAGAGAGGCGAAACAAAG